AUGGCGGACCGUGAGCAACCAGUCACGCUGCGAACGCGCAAGUUCAUUCGCAACCCCCUCCUCGGCCGCAAGCAAAUGGUCGUUGAUAUCCUCCACCCCAACCGCGCCAAUGUCUCCAAGGACGAGCUCCGGGGCAAGCUUGCCGAACUCUACAAGGCCAACAAGGACCAGGUCAACGUUUUCGGUCUCCAGACUCAAUUCGGUGGUGGAAAGACAACCGGCUUCGCGCUGAUCUACGACUCACCGGAAGCACUGAAGAAGUUCGAGCCCCACUACAGAUUGGUUCGCAUUGGGGCUGCCACAAAGGUCGAGAAGCCCAGCAGACAACAGCGCAAGCAACGCAAGAACAGACAAAAGACUCUCCGGGGUACGGCAAAGGUCAAGGGUGCAAGCAAGAAGAAGGAGAAAUAG
This is a messenger RNA of Amorphotheca resinae ATCC 22711, 411 nucleotides long. RefSeq lists its product as hypothetical. The transcript has 3 exons. Lineage: Eukaryota; Fungi; Ascomycota; Leotiomycetes; Helotiales; Amorphothecaceae. Gene Ontology annotation, molecular function: structural constituent of ribosome. Gene Ontology annotation, cellular component: ribosome. The record is from RefSeq and is a predicted model, not a curated record. Gene Ontology annotation, biological process: translation. The coding region runs from base 1 to 411 and encodes 136 amino acids.